Molecule: messenger RNA, 959 nt
Organism: Nicotiana tabacum (common tobacco)
Lineage: Eukaryota; Viridiplantae; Streptophyta; Magnoliopsida; Solanales; Solanaceae
Product: peroxisomal membrane protein PMP22
Cellular component (GO): membrane; cytoplasm
Source: RefSeq, a predicted model, not a curated record
UUUAGCUGAAACCAAACUGCGGAAGACUGAAAAUAGUCAAACAAAGAUCAAAACUUUCUUCUUGUUACAGUUGAUGAACUGAAGAAGAGCAAAAAGAAUGGGGUCAAUUGCCAAAAUUGGGUUGCAAAAAUACUUGUUACAACUUCAGCAACACCCUUUAAGAACAAAGGCAAUAACAGCGGCUGUUUUGUCAGCGAUCAGUGAUAUAGUGGCUCAAAAGAUCACUGGCAUUAAGAGACUUCAAGUCAGACGUCUUCUUCUGAAAGUGCUUUUUGGCUUUGCCUAUCUCGGGCCAUUUGGGCAUUUUCUUCACUUAUUACUGGACAAACUUUUCAAGGGGAAGAAAGACACAACAACAGUUGCAAAAAAGGUGGUGCUGGAACAAGUGACAUCUUCGCCUUGGAAUAACUUGCUUUUCAUGAUUUACUAUGGGUUAGUUAUUGAAAGUAGACCCUGGAUCCAGGUGAAGUCUAAUAUUAAGAGGGAAUAUCCAAAAGUGCAGUAUACAGCUUGGACGUUUUGGCCAGUCGUGGGUUGGAUUAAUCACCAGUAUGUGCCACUGCAAUUCCGUGUAAUCUUUCACAGCAUCAUCGCGUGUGGCUGGGGAAUAUUUUUAAAUCUACGUGCUAGAUCAAUGGCUUUAAAGAAAGCUUGAAAAAAUCUCAAAGUUGCAAUUUGGACAUGGUAACAUAUUCAUAUAUAGUUCAAAGAUUAUAGGGGCUUGCUUCUUCAAGCUCCAUCCAACCUAUACAGGACGUCGCUCGCUUUGUCUCUGCUACUAGUGGCUUAUGUAGUGGUUGGCGUUCCGACGUCCUACUAGUGGCUUGUCUUUAAUGAAUGCUGUCAGUUUUUAGUUUGUUGUAUUUUAUCUUUUUUUUUUUGGGGUUUUUAUUUUCUUGAAUAUUAGGACAUCUUUUUGAAUUAAAAGGUUGGUUAUCAUAGAGCACCAUUCUAAUUGA